AUGUCCAGUGUUUUGACCGCAGACUUGUCCCCUUCUCGUUGUUUGGUCUUCGGCCUGCUGCUCACAGCUGCAUGCAACCUCCUUGCUGCAGUGGUGCCAGCCACAAGCCCUACCAAUCUUGCAGUGGUCCUGGCUGUGCUGUGGGCGAUGAAUGGCUUGUUUCAAGGCCUUGGAAGUCCUUCAUGCGCUCGCAUCAUCAGUGCCUGGUGUAGCGCCAAGGAACGUGGCAGCUUCUGGUCCUUGUGGAACAUGUCCAACAACUUGGGUGGAGCACUAGCGCCUCUGAUGGUGAGUUUGGGCGCUGCGGCGGGCUGGCGUGGCAGUUUGCUGCUGGCAGGGGCAAGUGCAGCGUUCAUCAGCAUUUUUGUGGCUUUUCUGGUGCAGGAUUCUCCAGAUGGUCAGGUGGAAGCUGUGAAGUCUCACUCUGAAGGCAUCCACCUCUCUGGUCUGUCGCUUUUAUGGAAGGGCUGCCUUUUGAAACCUGGAAUGGCCUGCCUGGCGCUGGCUAAUUUUGUAGUCUAUGGUUUGAAGAGUGCCAUGAUUUCUUGGCUGGCCUUCUAUGUGCAAGCCCAUGGCCAUACCGCCUUGUCAGCUGCAGGACGUUUGAGUAUGUUCGAGAUUGGUGGCUUGUUUGGGAGCCUUGUGUCUGGCCCCUUGAGCGACAAGUAUUGGCAUCUUCGUGGUUCAGGAGCCCCAUUGGUUGGCUGCCGCGUCCAGGUUGCAUCUGCCAGUGUGCUUGCCAUCCUGCUGCCUGCAAUGAUCACCGUCGUCUUUGGGCCUUCGCGCAUCAGCUUCAUUGCAAUGUUCGCGGUAGGCUUUGGCCUUUAUGUGGCACAGGCCCUUGCUGCUUUAUCUGGCUUGGAGCUGGUAACAGGACGUGCAGCAGGGGUGUCUCAGGGUUUAUUGGGAUGGUCUGCAUACACCGGAGCGGCGGCCUCUGGCUUACCCUUGGGUUGGCUCAUACAAAGCACAGGCUGGCAGGCCUGGCGGAUGGUGAUGGCCGGGGGCUCUAUGCUAGUUGUCCUUCUGUUUUUGCCAUUGUGGCGCCUACCGUCCAAUGAGCAGCGGCAGCAAGGGGCCACUAAGGUGGAGGAAGACCUGCCACCAUUGGAGUCAAUGGUGGAGGAAGACCUACCGCCACUGAAGUCAAUGGUGGAGCAACAGGAGGUGAAGGGAGCCGAGCCACCAGACCAAGUUGGGUCCAACGGCUAUGGGGCAAUGCACAGCCCUGCAGGAGCUGUUGCAAGAGAGAGACGUGGCAUUCAGGAUUUGCCAUCCGAAUCGAAGCUGGUGCAGAAUGCCGAGCAGGACAAGGCAGAGGGGGUGGCGCUCUUUCAAUCUGGGCAGUACUUCAAGUCCUACCAGGUAUGGCGACGCAGCAUCGACGCUUUGGAAGCCAUCGAGCUAAAUGAGGAGGAGAGCAGAAAGGUGUUCGUUGCCUUGUGCUCCAAUGCGGCUCAGGCGCUCUUGAAAUGUCCCGAAGUGGAGGGUGCUGCGACAGAGAUGGCCGCAUCCAUGGCCGACAAGGCACUUUCAGUGGACCCCUGCAAUACGCGGGCGCUCUUUCGCAGAGGAUGUGCGUAUUCUAAUGCGCAAGGGUGGCUUCUUGCCCGAAAGGAUUUCGAGCAGGUCCUGCGCCUCGAGCCCAACAAUGAGGCAGCGCGGCGAGAGUUGGAGAAAUUGGAGGCGGAGUUGCCUCCAGCGGCUCCAGAUGUCCUGGCGAGGAGGCAAGAAGAUCUGCCCGUGGCUACUGUGCCCAAGGAUCCAGCUGCUGCAGUGAGGAUGGCUCAGAAGGAAGCUGAACGCUUUCGCAGAGAAAUCCUCGCAAUGGCUGACAAGAAGGGCUGCGUCUCAGACUGGUGCAAGAAAUUCAACAAAGUCCAGGUGAUGGCAGUGGAUUGGGCCAAACACCAGCUGAAGGAUCCGGAAAUUUUGCAGGAUCUACUCACGCUGCGGGGCCCUCUCUUCCAAGCGAUGGACAGCCAGCAGCGCGAGGAUUUCCUGUGCGCGUACGAUUUUGUCCAGGAGGUGCGGCAGAGGCACCAAGAAGAAAUUGACAAGCUCUUUGAAAGCUGA
Molecule: messenger RNA, 2076 nt
Organism: Durusdinium trenchii
Lineage: Eukaryota; Dinophyceae; Suessiales; Symbiodiniaceae
Source: the annotation of a GenBank genome assembly